GGAGAGACAGCGGCAGGGUGUCCCGGACUCAGGGUUCCCGCAAUGGCAGUGCGCUGGGGUAUCGUGUCCGCCGGCCUUAUCUCCAGCGACUUCACGACCGUGCUGCGGACGCUGCCCCGCUCCGAGCACCAGGUGGUGGCAGUAGCGGCCCGCGACCUGAGCAGGGCAAAGGAGUUUGCACGGAAACACGACAUCCCCAAAGCCUAUGGGUCCUACGAGGAGCUGGCCAAGGACCCGAACGUGGAGGUGGCCUACAUUGGCACCCAGCACCCCCAGCACAAGGCCGCGGUGUUGUUAUGCCUGGCAGCGGGCAAGGCCGUCCUGUGCGAGAAGCCCAUGGGCGUGAACGCGGCGGAAGUGCGCCAAAUGGUUGCUGAGGCCCGAUCCCGAGGCCUCUUCCUUAUGGAGGCCAUCUGGACCCGCUUCUUUCCUGCCGUAGAGGCUCUGAGGGCUGCUGUGGCCCAGGGAACUCUGGGCGACCUUCGCGUGGCUCGGGCAGAGUUUGGGAAGGACCUCACCCACGUACCGCGGGCUGUAGACUGGGCCCAGGCUGGCGGUGGCCUGCUGGACCUUGGUAUCUACUGCAUCCAGUUCAUCUCCAUGGUCUUUGGUGGGCAGAAGCCGGAGAAGAUUUCGGCCGUGGGAAGGCGCCAUGAAACAGGUGUGGAUGAUACCGUCACCGUGCUACUGCAGUACCCAGGAGGCGUCCAUGGCAGCUUCACCUGCAGCAUCACUACCGAGCUCUGCAAUAUGGCCUAUGUGAGCGGCACCAAGGGCACGGCCCAGAUCCUCGACCCCUGCUGGUGUCCAACAGAACUGGUGGUAAAGGGGGAGCAUAAGGAGUUCUCGCUGCCCUCCACCCAGGACAAGGAGUUCCACUUCACAAAUGGAGCGGGCAUGACUUAUGAGGCCAGGCAUGUCCGGGAGUGCCUGCGGAAGGGCCUGAAGGAAAGUCCUGUGAUUCCUCUGGCAGAAAGUGAGCUCCUGGCUGACAUCCUUGAGGAGGUGAGAAAGGCCAUUGGAGUCACCUUCCCCCAAGACAAACACUGAUGUAAGCCCUAAAUAAAUAAAGACCUGGCUUCCACAGAGA
This is a messenger RNA of Artibeus jamaicensis (Jamaican fruit-eating bat), 1090 nucleotides long. It is a transcript of the gene DHDH, whose product is annotated as dihydrodiol dehydrogenase. Gene Ontology annotation, molecular function: nucleotide binding; D-xylose 1-dehydrogenase (NADP+) activity. The transcript has 7 exons. The record is from RefSeq and is a predicted model, not a curated record. Lineage: Eukaryota; Metazoa; Chordata; Mammalia; Chiroptera; Phyllostomidae. The coding region runs from base 43 to 1050 and encodes 335 amino acids. Gene Ontology annotation, biological process: D-xylose catabolic process.